Melanaphis sacchari is the source of this 1381-nucleotide messenger RNA. RefSeq lists its product as uncharacterized. The coding region runs from base 46 to 1353 and encodes 435 amino acids. The record is from RefSeq and is a predicted model, not a curated record. The transcript is spliced from 7 exons. Lineage: Eukaryota; Metazoa; Arthropoda; Insecta; Hemiptera; Aphididae.
UCUGAUGUCGUUAUAGGAAUUCGGGGUGGAUUGACUCAGGCAAGCAUGAGGUAUGCAAAGGCUAAUAAUGAAAAGACACCAGAUUAUGACUCGACGAAACCGAAAUCAUGGCUUGUUUAUCAGGAUUGUAACAAUUUGUAUGGUUACGCGAUGUCACAAUUCAUGCCACACGGAGGCUUUAAGUGGGUUGAACCAGCAAUAAGGGGCUUAAAUAAUUUACACGAUAAAUCACCAAUCGGACGGAUAUAUGAGGUUGAUAUAUCAUAUCCAAGUGUACUUCAUGACAAACAUAAUGAAUUGCCAUUCCUUUCGAAAAAUAGUAUUCCACCUGGCUCAAAAGUUAAAAAACUUAUGGCGACUUUAGAAUCAAAGAAAAACUAUGUAAUUCAUUACCGGAACCUACAGCAGGCUAUAGCCAACGGACUCGUUGUGGAAAAAGUUCACAGAGUUGUUCAGUUUAAUCAGUCAGACUGGCUUAAGAAAUACAUAGAUUUAAAUACUGAAAUGCGCAAGAAAGCGAGAAACGAUUUCGAAAAGGAUUUUUUUAAACUUUUAAAUAAUGCUGUUUUCGGGAAAACUAUGGAAUCUGUAAGACGGAGAAAAAAAAUGGAACUUGUUUGUAAUGAAAAACGUUUACAAAAACUCAUAAACCUUACGACAUUCAAACACUGUACUACAUACAAUGAAACUCUUAAUGUCGUAUCAUUGGAAAAUAAAAUUAUUGAAUUUUGCAAGCCUAUUUAUAUAGGUUUUGCAGUGUUGGAAAUUUCAAAAACUGUCAUGUACGAUUAUCAUUAUAAUGUGAUGAAGGCGCAUUAUAAUGAUAAAAUUGAGCUCAUGUACACAGACACAGAUUCACUGGUAUAUUAUAUUCAAACUGAUGAUUUUUACAAAGAUCUGGAGAAUAAUUCCAAUUUACUUGAACGAAUGAAUACAUCUGACUUACCGCAAGAUCAUCCGUGUUACAUUGCCGAACGAAAGAAAAUUCCAGGUCUGUUUUCCGAUGAAACAAAAUCAGAAAUAAUGACAGAGUUUUGUGCUCUCAGAGCCAAGUCUUAUGCAUAUAAGAUCAAUGGCAAGGAGAGUAUCAGGGCGAAAGGAAUCCGUGGACAUGUGGUCAAAAACCAUAUGAACUUUAAAGACCAUUACAGAUGUCUGUUUGGUGAAGCCGGCGUCGGGAUAUAUAAAGAAAAUGUAUCGAUACGCUCGUUCAAACAUAAAUUGAAGACCAUUAAAACAAACAAAUUAACUUAUAAUAGUUUCGAUGACAAGAGGGUUAUACUUGAGGAUAAAAUACAUACCUUGGCUCACGGACACUACUCUAUAAAGGAAGAUGAACCCGAGGACGAUUGACUUUUGUAUAAAAAAAAAAAAACACACA